Messenger RNA from Linum trigynum, 4353 nucleotides. Lineage: Eukaryota; Viridiplantae; Streptophyta; Magnoliopsida; Malpighiales; Linaceae. The record is from the annotation of a GenBank genome assembly.
UUUAAAUUUUCAAUCAAUAUGAUUCAAGAGUACAAUGGAUUUGGUCAAAACAUUAGUGACCAAAUUUAUAAAUUAUCAACCUUAAGUGAUCUUUUAGGUGUUAAUCCUUGGCUCACCUAACCCCAUUCUAAUGACAAGUUUCGUUGUUCUUUCCAUGAAUCAUGAAUGUGAAUGCUACUUGACACGUUUGACAAGUUACAAAUACGAACCUUUCCUUUCCUUUCCCCAAACAAAGAAUAAAGAAAUGGGGAUAUAUCUUGUUCCAAUUAUCGGACAUUGACGGAUAAGCUUUCAGUCUUCUUCAAUCUUCACGGCCAUUGUAUUGAUACGAAGGGAUGGAUUUUAUACCAACCCAACAUAAAUACGUGACGCCGCUGUCCCGCUGUUAAACUUAACGUCGGCCCGUCACCGAACCCGACCGGCCUCAUCUGGUGCAGGUCUCACUGCUGUUUGUCCGUCUCCUUUUAAACACGUUCCGUUUUCGACUUCCCUUCCUCUCUCCCUCUCUCUCUCUUCUGUCUCACAAAUUGGGGAUCGAAUGUUCAAGUUUCUGUGCUUGGUGGAUUUCAAGCUCCCUCCUUUAGGUAAUUCUCGAAUCUCUGGCGAUUACCCUUUUCAGACUUCUUAGGGUUUGUGUUGGUUUUUGAUUAGAUGGGUUUCCGAAUCUAUUUCCCAUUCCUUUUCCGCCGAAUUCUUGGAGCGUUUCCCUGAUUGAAUUCUAGGGCUGGUUUGUUUGUCCCCGUCAUGAUUGUUUGCGUACUUGCUCUGUGAUUGUUUAUUCAGAGAGCUAUCGGUUAAUCGAUUCACAUUUUGUGCGCUUCCAGUCUCUCCAAAGAGGGAUUCGGGAAAGUUUGUAGCUUUGAACACAACGGAUUGUCUUCCCCCCCUCCGGGAACAAGAAUGAUGUUUGGUAGCUUUUUGUAAGUUUCUUGGUAUUCAUAAUUUGUUGUGGCCUGAGACAAUUCUGAUUGGCUGCUGGGUGACUUUUCCAUAUUGUAUGAGCAGAACUGAUUGGUAGUGUUGCUUUCACCAGAAUGUGUUAUGACUAUAUGGAGAUUCAAUUUUAGCUGCUCAGUCAAUGAUUUGUUGAUUGUUUACCUGAUCUCGGCUUCUUUUUGCCUUCCUCCUGUCCAGGCUCGUGAUGUACUUGAUGCUGCUCUCUUCUGGAUUGUGAAUUCCCCUAUGAGCUAUUGUGAUCUUCCGACUGGGGAAGUUGCGGGCAUUUGAAAUCAUGAAGAGGUUGAUAAGUUGCUUGUUUGGGUUCGUUGACUGAUCGAGGGCUUUCCCAGUUUUGUGGGUUGCAUCAGAUUUUGUAAACAUGUCAGUGACCUUCUGACACGGUCCUGGGAUUUUGAAAAUCCAAACCCAUAUCAAGGAAAUUGGAAACGAAGAGAAGAGAGAGAUGGGGGAAGCUCUCAUAACGACAUUGUCAAUGGAGAAUUAUCACCCUUCUACACUGUUGUCCAUGGAUUCUGGUUCCCUAACCCAUGAUGAUUUGGAGAGGGAGCUGAAUCGACCUUUGAUUCUGUCGAGGCCACCUGAUAUCAAUCUUCCGGUAUCAUCUGAGCCACAUUCGCCUUCUCUGCUGAAUUGGAACGAUCCAUGUGACAUCUUAGAUUUGAGUCAUGCUCCUCCAGUUUAUGAGGUCGAAACUACUGUCAGCGUGCCUAAAGCUUCGAAGAAAUGUACAAAGAGGCUGGACAGUAUCUGGGGUGCUUGGUUCUUCUUUACCUUCUAUUUCAAGCCUGUUUUGAAUGAGAAGUCAAAGUCCAAGAUAAUAAAGGAUAGCAAUGGUAUCUCUGGUUAUGAGAAGUCAGAUCUCUACCUUGAUGCAUUCCUGGUGCAGCAUGAUAUGGAGAAUAUGUACAUGUGGGUUUUCAAGGACAGGCCUGACAAUGCUUUGGGUAAGAUGCAGUUGCGAAGUUACAUGAAUGGGCACUCGCGUCAAGGGGAGCGCCCAUUUCCAUUCAGUGUUGACAAGGGCUUUGUCAGGUCUCACAGGAUGCAAAGGAAGCAUUACAGGGGUCUCUCCAACCCACAGUGUCUUCAUGGUAUUGAAGUUGUGCGCACACCAAAUCUCAUGAGUCUUGAAGAGGAAGAAAGGAAGAGGUGGGUAGAGCUCACGGGCCGUGAUAUAAAUUUCUCAAUCCCUCCUGAAGCAAGUGACUUUGGAUCUUGGAGGACCAUGCCCAAUUCAGAAUUUGAGCUCGAGCGUCCCCCUCUGCCAUUGAAGAUUAAUGGGCAUUUCCAUCCAAGGAAAUUACUUAAUGGUACUGGCUUGAAUCUUUCUACUCAGCCUUCCGACCAUAGUGGUGAAGUGAUGGACCUCUCUCCGGUUUGCAAUAAUAAAAGGAAGAAAGACUAUUCGCCUCAUGCAAAUGAGGAUGAUUGUCUGCAUAAUAAUGGUACCCAUAUUGAGAGGGUAGACAUGAACAUCCAUCCAACUGAGCCAGCAUGGCUCAAUGACUUCAGCGGGGUGAUGAAAAAUGUCCAUGGUCCUGUUACGGCUGCAAAAACUAUAUAUGAAGACGAAGAAGCGUUCUUGAUCAUUGUCAGCCUGCCAUUUGCAGAUCUGGAAAGGGUGAAAGUCACCUGGAGGAACACCAACAGCCACGGAAUAGUGAAGAUAUUUUGUGUAAGUACUGCACGCAUGCCAUUUAUUAAACGGCAUGAUAGGACGUUUAAGCUAACAGAUCCAACUCCUGAGCAUUGUCCACCAGGGGAGUUCGUUAGGGAGAUUCCCCUCCCAAACCGCAUUCCCGAAGAUGCUAAACUAGAAGCCUAUCGUGAUGAGACGGGGACAAUGCUGGAGAUCAUUGUGCCGAAACAUCGCGUGGGGCCAGAGGAACAUGAAGUCCGUGUUUGUCUUCGCCCUUCUCCUUUGAGCGAGCGAUCGUUCAUCGACUUGAAGGAGACAUCAGGUUGAAGCUCUCUGGACUGGUGGUGAAUGUUAGAAUUUGUGGGUUCCUCUGUUUACUGUAAGUGGAGAAUCCAUUCAAUGGUAUUUGGGCACUUUUGUUCUUAGCAUAUUACGAUUUCUCUUCUUUUGUUUUUCCCUUUUCCUUGGGUUCCAGUCUGUAGUUUGAUACAUGAAUCUUCGAUACUUCUAUUAUUGGUGGAUAAUUUAGAUUGUCGUGAACUCGUGAUAUACGGGGGUAUCUUCAUUUCCCAAAGGGAAGGAAUGAAAAAGAAAACUGCAAAUCUGCGAGUGAUUGCUCCCGCGUCAAUCCUUUUUCCUGUUGCCUGAUAGUUCUAUACAUCUGUUUCACUGUAUAUAGCAAGUCCCUUCUCGAGUUCUCGUACUCUAAAGCCUUCCUAGCGGGUUACAGAGUUUUCAUUCUUUUGUAGUAUUCUCUUUGAUUAUGUGAUGAUAAUAUGAAUCUUAGGAGUAGGGAAAGGAAGAUGAAGCAUGAUUAUCCUUGGGCAUUAGAAUGCCUGAGUUAACGAUCUUUGUUACUGUUAGGCGUUAGCCACUUCUCUUCAAUUAGUUUGCAGAAUCUGGAAAUAGGAGUAAUGUAAGGCGCAUCUUCAGCUCUGACUUCUGCUCACUUACACGCCUCUGACUCGGUUUCAGCUUCGCCGCAUCCUCGAUGGAGGGCCGGUGUUCGAAAACCAGUCCAGGUUACCUCCUCCAUGAAAGCGGAAGAGUUCACCUAGAACCAUAUCAGUGAAAAGGCCAGGAGGCGAAAAAAAAAAGGAAGUUGCGGAACUCGAAUCCAACAAGAAGUAACACGGUAGCUUGAUAUUACCAUAUGCCCAAAAAUUCCAACAUUCUUUUACACUAUCUGAAGGACCGCUGUUAUGGCCGCUGGUUUUCGACGGUUCCGUUUCAAACUCGUGCGCUUCAAGACUAUCAUGGCUGUCUCUAUCUGCGGCUAGAUCGUGGUCCAAGCCAGUCAACAAUGGCAACAACAAAAGCACAGCCCCAGGAAGUGGUUUCGACUUUUGAAAAAGGAUGAUAAGAAUUGACCGUAAGCCUUAGCCAAGAGAACAAUCAACAAAGGAAACAAAGCUUUUUUAGUUGGGUUUCAAGUUAAUCAUUCGACGACUAUGAUAUUGCCUUUGCGCUUUUAGAUAUGGGUGUGUGGUUAAUGGGAGGUUAAAUAUUGAUCCACCCGUAAAUAAUUUGAAUUAUAUUAGGUGGAAAGUGAUGUAGGUGGAUUGCGGUAUGAUAGAUUUUCUGUUUGUACUUAUUCGGGUGAGUGAAUUGCAGAUCACCAGAAUAACUUGCAUCCUUAUUCCACCUGACAAAAAAUUGUUUCUUGUUUACACUAUCUAAUAGUCAUCUAUAUCCUAAUUGCAGUGCACACUGACCAUAUACCUAAAAACAAAGAAUAAAAGAGAAUUUUUGGA